GGUGGGUACAGUAGGUGUAUAAACAGAAGUUUAAGCUUGUGAAUUUAAGUUUUAGUUUAUAAACAAAAGUUCAAAAUCGUAGGUUCUCUUCAACAUUCAACUGUUAGCUCACUUUUUUUCAUUUCUGACACUUUGUCAUACUUGCAUAUCUAUCAAUGUCUGAAGAAGUUACCUAUGCAGAUCUGAGAUUCCAGGGCUCCAAUAAGACAGAAAAUACCCAAGAAUUUGACGAACUUAAGAAGAAAGCAGCUGCUGCUACCCCUUCCCAUGUGUGGCGCCAUGCAGUCUUGCCUCUGGGUUUUCUGUGCCUUCUGCUGUUCAUUGGGAUGGGAGUCUUAGGAGGCAUGUUUUAUAAAACUUUGAAGAUAGAAAAGGAAAAAUUUGGUAAACUACAAAAUAUCAAUGAAGAACUUGAGAGAAAUGUUUCUCUACAACUUAUGAAUAACACAAGUAGCUCCAACGAGUUAAGGAACCUCUCCAACACACUGCAAAAAAUAGCCACCAAAUUAUGUUACGAGCUAUACAGGCAAAAAUCAGAGCACAAGUGUAAACCAUGUCCAACGAGAUGGCUAUGGCAUGAAAAGAGCUGUUAUUUGUUAGAUCAGGAGGAACGAACAUGGCAAGACAGUAAAACAGCAUGUGCUGCUCAGAAUGCCAGUCUGUUGAAGAUUAACAACAAGAGUGCACUGGACUUUAUAAAACCCUGGAAAUUAUAUGACUAUUGGCUGGGAUUAUCUCCCGAAACAGAAAACACAAAACCUCACUUUAAAAAAUUGGAUGACAUUUUAAACUCCUCUGCCUGGAUUAUAGAAAACAUAAAUGACUUAAAUAAUAUGUAUUGUGGAUAUAUGCAUGGAACAUAUGUUUACUAUAGAGCCUGCGGAUAUAAAUCCAAAGCGAUAUGUCAGAAGAUGGCGAAUCCAGUGAAGAUUGAAAGUACAUUAACGAGUGACAUUCCAGAUGAAAGAAUGUAGUUAGUGCAACUAUUUUGCUUCAGCUAAUAUCCUGCAAGCGCAGGUGACUUUAAAAAACAUGGAAACCAGACAAAUGGAAUAAAAAUCC
Molecule: messenger RNA, 1062 nt
Organism: Otolemur garnettii (small-eared galago)
Lineage: Eukaryota; Metazoa; Chordata; Mammalia; Primates; Galagidae
Gene: CLEC12A
Product: C-type lectin domain family 12 member A
Exons: 6
Coding region: 156-974 (272 amino acids)
Molecular function (GO): signaling receptor regulator activity
Source: RefSeq, a predicted model, not a curated record